This is a messenger RNA of Aspergillus neoniger CBS 115656, 1282 nucleotides long. RefSeq lists its product as uncharacterized. Lineage: Eukaryota; Fungi; Ascomycota; Eurotiomycetes; Eurotiales; Aspergillaceae. The record is from RefSeq and is a predicted model, not a curated record. The coding region runs from base 344 to 874 and encodes 176 amino acids. The transcript has a single exon.
CCGAUCCAUAGUGCCUUACUGCUGAACAUGCCAGGGGCUUCUUUGAAUGCGAUGCCUGAUACAUAUUUCCCCUACCACAGUACGUACCCACUUAUUUAUUCCGCGGGGCAUUUCCAUAGGACCUGAUAGGCCGACAAGCAACAUCAUCCACAAAGUAAAUCCGGGCCGAUGAUCCUCUCCCAACCGAAAAGCUUCAUUCAUCUAUCCAGGAAUCGAAUUUCCACCGCUUCUUUUUCCCCUCUUCCGUCACCGCAGCGAUGGACAUCCUAUAGCACGAACCUUCCCGAAAAAUACCAGAUAAUAGGAAAAGAUAUACACGGGAAUAAAACAAAGAGAAAAGCCAAUGGACAUCUCCAAACUCUCCACCCAGCUCACCGAAGCACCAACCCCCUUCCCAAAUUGUUGUCUAUCUAUCUCCAGCACCCUGGUAGCCCACUUAGCAUGGCUCCUUCCUAAAAGGCCCGCGUUCACCCUAUCAAUAGGCUGUGGAUCCGGUCUCCUGGAAGCACUGAUACUACAUAACCAUCCCAACGUCCAAAUCACCGGAAUAGAAGUCUCCACGUCAGUCAACCGCUACCUUGCAGAAGAGGACUUCGACGUGGUCAGCGGAACUUGGGAUCUGUAUGCGCGUGCGCCGCAGGCGGCAGCAUGGAUGUUUGUUUACCCGCGCGAACCGAAGCUGGUUAGCAAGUAUAUUGAGAUGUAUGGCGAUGGACCUGAGUCGUCAGUGCAGAUGAUACUGUGGUUGGGACCCCGUGCGGAUUGGGCCGAUUAUGAGCCGUGCUUUCGCAAUUCGUCGUUCUCAGACGUGUGUAUCCCUGAAGAUGUGGGAAUCAUGGAAUUUGAGAUGUUGGCAAUCAUGCGGAGGAGGUAGCGGUGUGUUUGAUGUUCGACGCUGAAUUAUUAUCUAUCACCAGUGUAUACAUCUGUUCGGGUCAUCGGACAGAGCCCGCGAGAUAGUUGAUUUCCUGGCUGGUAGCAGACGGGUUAGGGGAACAGGAUUUACGGAAGAUGCAAGAGGGUUCGCUGAUCACCACUCCUCCUCCUGCUGCUGCUGCUACCAUCUGAUGUCCGGUCGGUCAUCCAAGGAAUCCUAGCGACGUCAUCAUAUUUCCAAGCCUUGAUUUGCUAUAUGUCACCAUCAUAUCCAGGACACGAAAGACUUCAAUCCCAUGACAAUAAAAGACUACAGCAAGGCGAUUCCAAUUAGUUUAGACUUUUUUCCCCAAGUCUUUCAGCAUGUCAUAAAAGGCUAGUAACUAUAAAUCCCAUUCUAUGUGGC